This is a messenger RNA of Peronospora belbahrii, 654 nucleotides long. NCBI's taxonomy places the organism in Eukaryota, Oomycota, Peronosporomycetes, Peronosporales, Peronosporaceae. The record is from the annotation of a GenBank genome assembly.
AUGGCCCUUCCUGCUCCGUGGCUAUCAUACAAGACACAGGAUGGCAAGGAAUAUUACUAUAACCCACAGACAAAAGUAACAACAUGGACACGACCAUCAGGAGGUUUAUUGUCUACUACUCAGACACAAUCUAAGCAGGAGCAGUCAAAAAGUAGCAGUACUUCAGCUUUAGGAGCAGGACGAGGUGGUUUAUUGGCGCAGAUUCAGCAGGGAACGAAUCUUAAAAAGGUCAAGACGGUGGAAAAGACGCUGUUUGCUCCUAUUUCGAGUGCUCAAGGAGGAGCUGGAGCUGGAGAGAAAGCUAUUGCACCAGCUGUUGGUGGAGCUGGAGGUGGCAUGGGUUCUAUGAUGGCGGCUAUCAAGUCUGGAGGAAAUUUGAGAAAAACACCAAGCUCAAGUAUUCAGAAGGAAAAUAGCAGCACUGGUGGUAAUAUUGCUUCGAGCAGUGUGGGAGGUUUUGCAGAGAUUAUGCGGAAGAACCGUGAGGCUGCUGCACGGAGGUCCGGGGGUAGCUUGGCCCCAAUGACGCACAAUAGCAGCUCGGCACCUUCGACACCGCGGCAAAUGCCUCUGGCUUCAAGUUUGGGGGGCUGCGAAAAGAGCAACAACUCGGUAGAGAUACGACUAGCAGCCAUUGAGAAAGGCAAGCGUUAA